Messenger RNA from Stylonychia lemnae, 408 nucleotides. NCBI's taxonomy places the organism in Eukaryota, Ciliophora, Spirotrichea, Sporadotrichida, Oxytrichidae. The record is from the annotation of a GenBank genome assembly.
AUGUUAAGAUUAUCCCAUAUGCACAUUAUUGUCUCCUGCUAUUACCCAUUAGCAUAGUAGAAAAAUGAAUUUUAAGUUAUUGUGAUUAAGUAUCUAUUGCUUAUUUAGCAAUCAGGAAAUGUUCCAAUAGGAGUAAGAGGAAAUUUAAUAGGAAGUUCUGUUGUGACUAUUGUUUCUUAUGGAGUCUAAGUUUAUGUUAUAGGUUCUGCAGUUGUGAUAAUAAAUGAAGUAGCAAAUAUUUUGGUUGUAGCAAUUUAUGUGAUAGAUUCGACGAAUGUAUUAUCCAAAGUAGUAGGUGCAGGAGUAUUUGCUUAAGUAAUUUAAGGUUCAAUUGCAGCUGUUGUGAAUUUUAUAGGUCUAUUUGUAGUGUAAGUUGUUGCUGUCGUUGUGGUUGUAGUAGUCACUUGA